UAUUAUCCAUAGAGGCCGCAGGUAUUGGCGGGGUAUCGCAAAAAAAAUACCCAGAUCCCACACCCCUCCUCCCCUUUCUUCGAGGCUGCAAAAUCCUCUGAAAACUGGUGGUGUGUCGCUGUUUUGCUGCCAUCUAUCAGACACUGUCGGCCGAUCUGAAGGGACCGAAUUGGGGGCCGGUCGUCGGGGCAGCUUUACACAGGCGUGCGACCUUCCAGAUCUGGUAACUGGGCGGCCCGUCUAGAUCUGCGUCGCUGACUAAAUGAGCGGAUAUAAAUACUGUGGCGCCCGCCGCCCGUAAUCCGUUUCCCCCUUAGAAUUCCACUUCACAUCCAACCCAAAAACACAUCAACCAUAAAUCACACCAACACAAUGUCUGCCGUCAUCCAAAAGCCAGCCCCAUCUUUCAAGAAGACCGCCGUCGUCGACGGGGUUUUCGAGGAGGUCUCCUUGGAACAAUACAAGGGCAAGUGGGUGUUGUUGGCGUUCAUUCCAUUGGCGUUCACUUUCGUGUGCCCCACCGAAAUCAUUGCCUACUCCGACGCCGUCAAGAAGUUUGCCGACAAGGACACCGAGGUGUUGUUCGCGUCCACGGACUCCGAGUACUCGUUGUUGGCCUGGACCAACGUCGCCAGAAAGGACGGCGGCUUGGGCCCAGUCAACAUCCCCUUGAUUGCCGACACCAACCACUCCUUGUCCAGGGACUACGGUGUGUUGAUUGAGGAGGAGGGUGUUGCCUUGAGAGGCAUUUUCUUGAUCGACCCCAAGGGAACCUUGAGACAGAUCACCAUCAACGACUUGCCUGUCGGCAGAUCCGUGGACGAGUCCUUGAGAUUGGUCGAGGCCUUCCAAUUCACCGAGAAGUACGGCGAGGUGUGCCCUGCCAACUGGCAACAAGGCGCCGAGACCAUCAAGCCAACGGUCGACUCCUCCAAGGAGUACUUCGGCAAGGUCAACAAGUAAGCUGCGCACGCGUGUAAUUAGGGCUUAGGUGGUAUUCAGGGAGCUGCGCGUGGCGUUCUGUAGCUACUUUCCAU
Metschnikowia bicuspidata var. bicuspidata NRRL YB-4993 is the source of this 1037-nucleotide messenger RNA. Its product is annotated as peroxiredoxin. Gene Ontology annotation, molecular function: thioredoxin peroxidase activity. NCBI's taxonomy places the organism in Eukaryota, Fungi, Ascomycota, Pichiomycetes, Serinales, Metschnikowiaceae. The coding region runs from base 373 to 963 and encodes 196 amino acids. Gene Ontology annotation, cellular component: cytosol. The transcript has a single exon. Gene Ontology annotation, biological process: hydrogen peroxide catabolic process; response to oxidative stress; cellular response to stress. The record is from RefSeq and is a predicted model, not a curated record.